Molecule: messenger RNA, 1594 nt
Organism: Bombyx mandarina (wild silkworm)
Lineage: Eukaryota; Metazoa; Arthropoda; Insecta; Lepidoptera; Bombycidae
Gene: GXIVsPLA2
Product: phospholipase A2 group XII
Biological process (GO): lipid catabolic process; phospholipid metabolic process; arachidonate secretion
Cellular component (GO): extracellular region
Molecular function (GO): A2-type glycerophospholipase activity; calcium ion binding
Source: RefSeq, a predicted model, not a curated record
UCUUCGAUGCAAUAUGUGAUUUAUGCGGAUUUGUUAUUAAAUUAUACAAUGGAGAUACCAUACAAGAAAAUAUGUAUUUAUUUAUUGACGUUUGCAGCUUACGCGUAUACUGGUAUUGGAUCUAAUAUGCUAAGAAAUUUGAAAGAUGCUGUUCUAUCCGCAGAAUCAGUUUUUGGAGAUAUGUUUCGUAAUGUUAUUACUGUUGCCGAGAAAUUUAAAUCUUUACAUGAUGUAUUCGAUGCAGCCGUAGAAGAAGAAUGUAUAUUUACUUGUCCAGGAGGCCAAAAGCCAGUUAGAAACCGAAAUCAUAUACCAAAAUCUGAUGGAUGUGGUUCAUUGGGAUUUGAAAUAUCAUCGGAAUACUUACCAUUAAAUGAGAUGACAAAAUGCUGUGAUGCUCAUGAUAUUUGUUACGACACAUGCAACAGCGGAAAAGAAGUAUGUGACCUAGAGUUUAAGAGAUGUCUCUAUAAUUACUGCAAUUCAUAUAAAUCUGUGAACAUUGCUGGUGAGACUAUCACUAAAGGUUGUAAAGGUGCAGCUAAAUUGCUAUUUACAGGAACACUUACAUUAGGAUGUAAAUCAUAUUUGGAUGCACAGAAGAAUGCUUGUUACUGUCCAGACAAGAAUACCAAGUACAAGAAAUAUUCAGGAAAUGGUGAAUUGUAGUGUUUGUGAUUAUUGUUAGUUAAAACUAUUUAUUUGUUGUCGUACUAUCAUUUGAAGCCAAAGAAGAAGAACUAGCACAGAUGUUAGUGUUAGAAUUCAUUUCAAAUUUUGGUGUAUUGUUUUAUUAUAUUUUUAAUAUAUGUGGUGUCAUCGGUAUAUAUAUAUUCACCAUAUAUGUCCCUUGAAUCACUUUGUCUAGUCUACAUCAUUUACUAAUCUUAUGUUAUAAUUUUUUUAUUAAUUUAUUUUAUAAUCCAAAGUCCUGAACAGAUACAUUUUAAAGUAAGUGGAGUGCGUACUUUGUUAUUUUAGACAAGGAUUAUGGUGCUAUGUAGCUGCCCUUUUCAUUGGUUGAUUGAAGAAAAGUAUCUGUGCACUUUAUGUAAAGUCUAAUAUCACUAUACAGGGUAGGUUAUUGCAUUACUGCCAAACACUUAACACCACAUAGAUAAUAAACAAAAUAAAUGUGGAAUUGAUAAAUAUUAAGAUCUUAAAAAUCAUCAUACUUCAUCUAUAACUUAAAUGAGUAUACCAACUGCAUAUGUGGUCAGUAAAUGGCUUAUUUUAAAUCUCCUCUUACAUAUUCUAACACUUCUAAUUGGCUGAUUGCAAACCAAAGCACAUUGAAAUGUCACUGCCAGUAGUGUGAUUGAAAUUAUGCUGUUACACUACUGGGAAACAACUAGAUAGUAUGGAGCAGACAGUAAAGCAGUAAAGAGAAAUAAGUAGGUAUGUCAUAAAGAAAAAUCACAAAUUUCCUCUUCAUGUCAAUGAAAUAAGAGCACAUAUCAUUUUAUGUUAUCAGGUACAUUAUUGGUACAAACUGUUGAUUAUCUAUAUAUAUAAAAAUGAAUUGCUGUUCGUUAGUCUCGCUAAAACUCGAGAACGGCUGAACUGAUUUGACUAAUUUUGGUCUUGAAUUACU